AAAACGUAUCCGAAAUUUGGAAGGGCAGAGACGAUGAUCACUUCUGGCCCCACUUCCUUUUGUCUCUUCAGCCCACCAACCAAAGCUUACCACAUCAUCUCACGUGGGACCAACACGUCUCACUCUCUAUAUAGCUUAAUCCCCAAACUACCCCUCCUUACCAUACUGUUUGUUUGUUUAACCGUGAUUAGCACAAAUUAUUAAUGUUUUUUAUUUUUGGGAUCAGGUUGUAAUUGGCUUAGAAGUUGCAGCUUAAAAAGGCCUGGACUUUAGAAUCUGGAUGUCAUCUGGGCAUUUACCCAUAUAGCAAAGCUUGGUGGGUAGUGGCUAUAAAGAAGGGCAGUGCAUAUCUCGUCUUCUUCCUUGUUUUCUCAGAGGUUUCUUCUUCUUCUUCUUAUUCUUUGAGAGAGAGAGAGAGAGAGAGAGAGAGAUGGGGAAUUGUCAAGCCAUUGAUGCAGCAACAUUAGUGGUACAACAUCCAAGUGGGAAAGUGGACAAAUAUUAUUGGCCAGUGAGUGCUAAUGAGAUCAUGAAGAUGAAUCCUGGUCACUAUGUUGCUCUUCUCAUCUCCACCACCUUAUGUCCUAAUAAUGACAAGGAAGAAUGCCAGGUUAAGAAUAAUGACAACAACCACAACAGCAAAAACCAGCAGGUUCGUUUGACUAGGAUUAAGCUUCUCCGGCCGACAGACACUCUUGUUCUUGGCCAAGUUUAUAGACUCAUCACCACUCAAGAGGUCAUGAAAGGUUUGCGGGCAAAGAAGCAGGCAAAGAUGAAGAAAAACUAUCCAGAAUCAGCAGAGAAGCCAGAGAGGGUGGUGAAAGAGAAGCCGGAUUCUCGACCAGACACAGCAGCAGCUAGAACAUCUGAACUGGAGACGGACAACCAUGUGACAACACAUGAGAGACAACGAUCGAGGACAGCAGCAUCAAAUAACUCUGCAACAGCCAGGCCAAGAACAUGGCAACCAUCUUUACAAAGCAUCUCAGAGGCUGCAAGUUGACCAUGCUUUUAACAUGUUAAGGAGAGAAGAGCAGUGGGCUUUACUGCAUGACAUCUAAAACCUCGACAAAUAAUUUUGGGGGAUUCUGGGAGGCCAAUUGUGAUCUUGAGAGAUCAAAGACUUCUUUUUUGAAUUGCUGAUCUGGGUAAUGUAAUGCAUAGCUGUGUAUAGCAAAGAGGCACAUAUCCAACAUUAGUGUAAUUGAGUGUUUUUCUGAAAUGAGAUUAGACUCCAUGUUAUAGAUAA
Messenger RNA from Juglans microcarpa x Juglans regia, 1249 nucleotides. RefSeq lists its product as uncharacterized. The coding region runs from base 431 to 1003 and encodes 190 amino acids. The record is from RefSeq and is a predicted model, not a curated record. The transcript is spliced from 3 exons. NCBI's taxonomy places the organism in Eukaryota, Viridiplantae, Streptophyta, Magnoliopsida, Fagales, Juglandaceae.